Nannizzia gypsea CBS 118893 is the source of this 855-nucleotide messenger RNA. RefSeq lists its product as hypothetical. The coding region runs from base 1 to 855 and encodes 284 amino acids. NCBI's taxonomy places the organism in Eukaryota, Fungi, Ascomycota, Eurotiomycetes, Onygenales, Arthrodermataceae. The transcript is spliced from 3 exons. The record is from RefSeq and is a predicted model, not a curated record.
AUGGCUGAAUCGCACCGUUACCGCUCAAUAUUCCAAACCCGAACGACCCGCGGCUCAGCAUCACAGCGUUCACCCGGUCACACCCCAUUCACUCGAGCGAAUGCGAGGAUGAUGAGACUUAGACCUUCCAUCCGUAUGGAGCCCCCUAGUCCCCCAGACUUAAGAAUGGAUACAGCCAAGCUACGCUCAGUUGCUGCGGGAUUAAGUGACGGACAAAAUGCUCUGGACUCCUUCGUAGAACAACUGGAGAAGACUCGAGAGGGUAUUGCAAAAGAACUUUCUACAGCAAUUUCAAAUACUGAGGACUCCAUGAAGACUCGCCUUGAUAAGAUGACUACAAAAUAUGCUCAAAAGGCAGAGCAAUUACAAGCCGACUACACAAAGGUAUUGGGCCAACUCCGGGUACCAGUAACCGGGAAAAAUGCUGCUGAGGACCAACCUGCGGAAUUAGACUCUGUAGAUGUGUUCGGGUUUGAUCGGGAUGCGUUCUUGAGCAAGGUAGAAGCUGAGAACCGGUCCCUGAAGCGGCUGUGGUGCGAAUGGGAGAAAGUACAGCAGAAAAUAGUCUGCCUUGCUGUUGAAGUACUCGGCGUGGAAAGGGCUGGUGUUACUAAGAAUCAUAAAAGGAGGGUGAUGAAGAAGAGAGUGAACCGUGCUGCGGCUUUAUUCGACAAGCAACAGGCUGAGCAGGGAGCUAUGCUGGGAGAACUGCAAAAACAGGAAAAAGCCAUUACGUUGAUGGCAGAAAUUUCUGUAAAAGCGUUGAAAGCCCGCCAAAAGAAACGUAUGGAUGAGAGGAAGAAACAGCGCGCAGAAGUCUGCCAGUUAGCAAAGAAGGUGAUAGCCAAUGUUUAA